Molecule: messenger RNA, 1887 nt
Organism: Poeciliopsis prolifica (blackstripe livebearer)
Lineage: Eukaryota; Metazoa; Chordata; Actinopteri; Cyprinodontiformes; Poeciliidae
Gene: mnx2b
Product: motor neuron and pancreas homeobox 2b
Exons: 3
Coding region: 243-1280 (345 amino acids)
Biological process (GO): regulation of DNA-templated transcription
Molecular function (GO): DNA binding; DNA-binding transcription factor activity, RNA polymerase II-specific
Source: RefSeq, a predicted model, not a curated record
GAUAUGUGUGAGGCGCGCUUGAGAAAAAAGGGAUGCGAGCGCCAUAAAACAGCGUUGAAAUUGUGAUAACUCGUUAAUGAAUGUUUUCUUCUGCCCCCCCUCUCCUCCUGCUCGCUACCAGACUGAUUUCAUGAAAACGUCUCACUGAAGAGGCUUCACUGUCUGCGCGCUGACGCACGGCACAGGUGCGCGCCUUUCUUAGCUCGCUUUUGUCAAAAGUUUCAUCACUCGUUUGGGACGGCAUGGAAAAAUCCAAAAACUUCCGUAUCGACGCCCUCCUCGCCGACGAGACGAACCGCGGCGGUCGAGACGUUUCCCCGGGUCUGAGCAGCGACAGCCCCGGGGGCAGCCCCGUCGCCUGCCACCGCGCCGACACCCCGUCCCCGCGGGGCGCCCACCUCCAGACGGGAAUGCUCCCCAAACCGAGCGUCCUAAAUUUCCCGCACCCGGGCCUUGCCUCUCUGACCCCGGGCGCCAUUCCCGGCAUGUACCCGGCACCGAUGUAUCCGCUGAGCGCCCUGGGAGCGCAGCACCCAGCCUUCGCUUACACCGGCUUCACGCAGCUGACGCAGGGCUACCCGGAGCACCUGAAGGCGGCCGCGAUGGCCGGAUCCCUGCCCCUGGAACACUGGAUCCGAGCCGGGAUCAUGAUGCCGCGGAUGCCGGAUUACACCUCAGGCCCCCAGUCCGGCCUGUUGGGGAAAUGUCGCAGGCCUCGCACGGCCUUCACCAGCCAGCAGCUCCUGGAGCUGGAAAACCAGUUCAAACUGAACAAGUACCUGUCCAGACCCAAGCGCUUCGAGGUGGCCACGUCCCUGAUGCUGACCGAGACGCAGGUCAAGAUUUGGUUUCAGAACCGGAGGAUGAAGUGGAAGCGCAGCAGGAAAGCCAAGGAGCAGGCAUCCGCCUCCAGCAAGGCGGAGGGGGAGCAGCUCAGAAGUGGAGGAAAAAUAGCCAGCGCCAAAACAGACAAGGCCAGACGAGGUUUAAAUGUGGACGGUAGACGGGCCGAUUACGGGUUGGAGGUCGGAGAGGACGGGGAGGAGGACGACGAGGCAGACGAAGAGGAAGAUGAAGAAGAAGAAGAGGAGGAGGAGGACGGAAGCCAGCAUGGGUAUCGCAUCACUGUGAGCAACAAAGUUGAAAUAUCACGGUCCACAGACUUCUUGCAGCACAGCAACAAGCUCGGGUACGACCCCCUCAGCCCGUUCUCCGAUGAUGAGCUGGAGGGGGUUCAGGUUGGAGGAGGAGGAGACCGGAAGAUUGGGGCAGGACUGUGAGGAGACCCCAAGGAAGACCCUGAAUGUUACAGAGAUUUUACCAGGAAAACUGCUCAAAAAGCAGUUUGUGUUUAAUCUGAAAGACAGUUUCCAAAUCUGAAAACAUGACUGUUUUCAUUUCCAUCAAAAAAAGUUCUUGUUUUUUUUUUAAAGAAAAAAAAAACACUAAUAAUUAACACAGCACAUUCUGGACUAAUUAGUAUCUGAAUAAAAUCACUUUAUGUACUGUAAACCUUGUAGCAUGUGAAAAACUCAGCUUUCAUCAUCCUGCAGAUCUGACACUUAUAAUUUGUCAACAUCCUGUUUGUUCCACCUGCUGACAGCUGGAGCUCAACCCUGCAAGCACACUUUCUGUAAAUGAAGGAUGUAACAACUGUUUACAGUUUGUGCUGCGUUCAAGAGUCACGGAGGUAAACAGGUUGCAUGGUACUGCGACACAAACGUUUCGCGUUGCAUUGUUUUAGUGUAAAUAUCACUGUUCGCCUGUCAUUUCCAACGUUGACGAAUCCGUUCCUGUCACUGACAUGCAAGUGAAUGAGUUUUAUUUAUUUGAAUGAUUGCAAAGAUUAAUUAGAAUCGUAUUUAUGUCAAACCUGUCUGUGGUACA